This is a messenger RNA of Pogonomyrmex barbatus (red harvester ant), 4016 nucleotides long. Its product is annotated as transcription elongation regulator 1. Lineage: Eukaryota; Metazoa; Arthropoda; Insecta; Hymenoptera; Formicidae. Gene Ontology annotation, molecular function: RNA polymerase binding; transcription coregulator activity. Gene Ontology annotation, cellular component: nucleus. The record is from RefSeq and is a predicted model, not a curated record.
UAGUAAUUUGUUCGCGGCGUUUUUUUUUCUUUGCCAGGCGAGGAAGAUCUGCCAGAGGAACUCGAUAACGAGGGAAGGCCGAUAGCGAAUGGGCGUGUGAACCGAAGCGCCCUGUUCAGGCUUGUGGUUCUUUUCACUACCCUCUCGUGAAUCAUUGGGAUGGACGCGACCAGCGAGCAGCCGGCCGCGAUCGCGGCCACUGAGUCCGCCUCCACCAGCGAGCAGGAACACAAUGACGAGGCCAUGGAGGAGACGGAGGAGUACAACUACGAGGGCGAUGAUUACAGGCAUUUUAUGCCGCGCGGCCGCGGUGGAUUUCGGGGUCGUGGCAGAGGUGGGUUUGAUUUCCCUAUGAGAGGUGGUGGACCUCCAAGGUUUCGAGGUAGAGGUUUUGGACCACGUGGACCAAUGUUUCGUGGAGCAAACAAUGGAUUUCCCUUUGAAGGACCACCAAGGCCAAAUUGUCCACCUGGCCCAGCAGGACCAAGAUUUAGAGGACCGCCACCAUUUGAUCCUAGCUGGGGACCUAUGGGACCACCUAAUCUCAUGGGCCCUCCAAACCUAAUGGGGCCUCCAGGAAUGCCACCACCACAUAUGAUGAAUGGUCCUAUGGGUGCAGGACCAGGGCCAUAUGGGCCACCUCCUGGAAUGGGGCCACCUAACAUGAACAGCAUUCCAGGACAACAGCCACCGCAACAAGCGCAACAACAGGCAAACAUUCCAGGUCUAGAUCUCAACGGAGAAGUGUGGGUAGAGACAAAAGCAGCUGACGGCAAAUCGUAUUAUUACAAUAUCCGUACGAGAGAUACCACAUGGACUAAACCGGAGGGACCAAAUGUGAAGGUCAUGGUACAAGAUCAAUUAGAACAGUUGGUACACGGUGUCAAACAGGCAGCGCGUUCUACUACGCCUACUCCGUCGGGUAAUACGCCGACUCAGAUUAAUGAAAACAGAAUCUCUCAAGGUGGUGAACAAUCGUCCUCUAACAGCACAGAUGCCAUUAAUCAAUUAAGUACGGCGCCCCCUGGUACUGGACCACCGCCUACAUUGAAUGACACACCAGACGUCAGUAAUCAAACAGCUGAGACUAAUCAGUCAAACGGCGCAGCACCCGCAACGGUUACCAGCACACCGCCAAUAAAUACACCGGCGGUAAAUACGAACAUGAUGCAACCGCCGCCAAACAUGAUCCCCAUGCAGCAUAGAAUGCCAAAUCAGUUUGGUAGUCCAAUCGCCACACAAUUCGGAGCGGCACCCUUUGGAAUGCCACCACCUGGUUUUCAACCCUUUGGCGGUUAUGGACCACCACAAGCAAAUUGGGGUAUGCCGCAAAUGCCGCAUGGUGUAAUGGCACCUCAAGCGCCCGCUGAAGAUCCUGCUAUACUUGCACAACUUGAUUCUGAAUUAGUAGCAGCUGCUAUGGUUUGGACUGAGCAUCGUGCACCGGACGGUAGAUUCUAUUAUUAUAACAGUAAGGCAGGAGAAUCAGUAUGGGAGAAACCACAAGCCUUGAAGGAUCUGGAAAAUGCGAAAUUAACGUUACGGCAGAAAAAUGAGGAAGCUACUAUUGUCCCAACUAGUACUGCUGUUACAACUACUCCUGUUACUAAUAACAGCACUACGAUAGAACCUAUCAAACAAGAGAAACCGCAAGAGAACGCUCAUGAAACCAAAGAUAGUACAAAAGAUACGGAUAGCACUAAACUGAAGAAAGAGGAAAAUGCUGUGAAGGAAUCUGCAAAGCCUCAAGACAAGUCUAGACCAAUCUCUAGUACGCCAGUGCCUGGAACUCCAUGGUGUGUUGUUUGGACGGGAGACGGACGGGUAUUUUUUUACAAUCCUUCUUCGCGAAUAUCAGUCUGGGAAAGGCCAGAUGAUCUCGUUGGUCGUCAGGAUGUAGACAAAAUGGUAUCGACGCCACCGGAUGCGGUUGCUGCUACAAAACCAGUACGUCAGUCGGACACUAGCGAGAGCAGCGAUGAUGAUCAACCCACACCAGCAAAGAAGAUAAAACACGAUGAUACCAAAACCACACCCAUAAAGGAAGAAGAAGAGAAGGAAGGAAAGAAGGGGACAAUCGAUAUAGGUAAAGAAGCUGCGAUAGAGGCCGAGGUGAGGGCAGCGAGGGAAAGGGCGAUAGUUCCAUUGGAAACGAGAAUCAAGUCGUUCAGGGAUAUGCUUGCAGAGAAAGAUGUAUCUGCAUUCAGUACUUGGGAAAAAGAACUCCAUAAAAUAGUGUUUGAUCCGCGCUACCUACUUCUAACGUCGAAAGAAAGGAAACAGGUCUUCGAGAAAUACGUGAAGGAGAGAGCGGAAGAAGAAAGGCGAGAAAAGAGGAAUAAGAUGAAAGAACGAAAGGAACAAUUCCAAAAGCUCUUAGAAGAAGCUGGACUUCAUGGAAAAUCAUCGUUUAGCGAUUUUGCUCAAAAACACGGCAGAGAUGAACGAUUUAAGAAUGUAGAAAAGAUGCGCGAACGAGAAAGCCUUUUCAACGAAUAUCUUCUGGAAGUGCGAAAGAGGGAAAAAGAGGAAAAAACAGCGAAACGAGAACAGGUGAAAAAGGAAUUCUUUGCGAUGCUACGUGAGCACAAAGACAUCGACAGACAUUCGCAUUGGAGCGAUUGUAAGAAAAAAUUGGAAACGGAUUGGAGGUACAGAGUCGUAGAAUCGGCAAGCACGCGGGAAGAUUGGUUUAGAGAUUACGUUCGCAUGCUGAAGGAUGAGCGGAAAAAGGAAAAGGAGAAAGACAAAGACCAUCGGCACAGAGAGAAAGAUCACAAGGCGGACAAGAAGGAUAGAGAUCGUAAGGAUACCGACAAAGGUAAAGAGACAAAGUCCAGCAAGGACAAAGGUGACAAAGAUAAUACAAGGGAAAAGAAGCAACGAAAGAGCGAAGCACCCGUGGAGGAAAAUGAAAAGGAAAAAAAGGAGAUGAUGGUAGAGAAAGAGAGCGGGGAAAUCGAAGAAAGUGACGACAAAAGCGUUAAAAAAGAGAAUGACAAGGAAGAGGGAGAUGACCAUUCCGAUUCGGAGGAGGAUCGCGAGAAACAGAAAAGGGAACGUGAAAGACGAGCGGAAGUUAGUCUUCGAGAAAGAGAGAGAGAAGUGCAAAGGACUUUAGCUACACAUCUUCGCGAUAGAGAUAAGGAGAGACAGCAUCAUCGUCAUACAGAGGCAGUUCAACAUUUCAGCGCUCUCCUAGCUGACUUGGUAAGAAACGGCGAUCUGGCAUGGAGAGAAGCAAAACGACAAUUAAGGAAGGAUCAUAGAUGGGAGUUGGCUGAAAGUUUAGAUCGUGAGGAAAAAGAACGAUUAUUUAACGAACAUAUUGAACAAUUGGGACGGAAGAAACGCGAUAAAUUUCGGGAAUUGCUCGACGAAGUAGGCGCAUCGACCGAGCUAACGGCAUCCUGGAAAGACAUUAAGAAAUCAUUGAAAGACGAUCCUAGAUAUUUGAAGUUUUCUUCUAGCGAUCGAAAAUGUGAGAAGGAGUUUAAGGAAUACAUCAAGGACAAACUCGUCGCAGCCAAAGCUGAUUUUAGGGAACUUCUACAGGAAACGAAACUGAUCACUGACAAAACGUACAAAAAAGUUCAAGAGAACAGCUCGCAUUUAGCAGAGAUUGAAGAAAUUCUUAGAAAGGAUCGCAGAUUUCUCGUGCUUGAGGCUGCAGCCGCCGAACGGACUCGAUUAUUAAUGGGCUAUCUAGAGGAAUUGGCACGUAGAGGACCUCCGCCACCUCCUACUGCUUCGGAACCAUCGAGGAGAUCAACUACAAAUUGAAAGCUGAUCUACAUCGAAGUAUGAUGAUAAUGAUACACAUAUGACACACAUUACAGUAACAGAAAUGAAUGAAUUUAUAGCUGUAGUUAAAUUGAAUUACUUUAAACACCGAAUUAUCGUCUGUAUAGGAUUCAAUAAAAUUUAAUGCCAAUUCUACAUUGAGAUUAAGAUUGUAUUGUGGGCUGUUGUAGCGUAAGCAUAUUAUUGUUGAAUAAUAUAUAAUAUGAGUGAUA